CGACAUGGCGGAACUGAGACUGUUGAGAGACAACAAAUACCAUCAGAAAAUCUAAGAACUCUGGAUUAAAAUCCAAGAUACAUGUACUUCUAUAGUAGUGGAAAUCAUAAUUAUUCAUGUCUCACAGCAAAGAGAAAAGUUCCCAACAAGGCAUUGCAACUGCCUGACUGAAUAAAUGAAGGGAUAAGCAGAUAAUUGUGAAUAUUUCAUUGGAUGUCAUGGAUAGCAGAGGCGAAAACUCUGAUGCCAGCUCUGAUGAAAAUGCAAUGGUUAUAGAUGAGGCUUAUGAAGAAAAAGAAGAAAAGAGCCAGGCAUUUGAACAGGAAGCUACUGCAGGUAAACUGGAUGACAUGGACCUGGCAGAUGCUGAUACUGGAGGUGUUGACAGUGCACAGGAAGGUAGUGAGGAUGAGGAGAGCGAGGAUGGUGAUGAUGGUGAAGAUGACGAUGGUGAUGAGGAGGAUGGAGACGAUGAGGAUGGAGAUGAUGGUGAAGAUGGGGAUGAUAAUGGUGAAGACGAGGACGAGGAGGAAGAUUGCAGCAGAAGUGAAGGGGAGGAAGAAGAGGGAGAUAACUCCGCAGAUGAAGAGAGCGAUGCAGGAGAAGAAUGGGAGACUGAUGAAGAUGGUGAGGAGGAGCCCCUGGAUCAAGUCCACCAAGACAGUGACUCUGGGGAUGAGACAGAGAACUGCCCCAUCUGUCUGAACAAGUUCAGAGGUCAGGAUAUCGGCAAUCCUGAGACAUGUGACCACAACUUCUGUCUGGACUGUAUCAUGGAAUGGGCUACUAAGGUAAACACUUGCCCAGUGGAUCGACAAGUAUUUAUUUUAGUUCUUGCAAAGCAUGCCAACAGUGAUGAAGUUUACCAUAAGUUUCCCAUUGACCACAAGAGUAUGGAUGAGUCUGAUGAAGACAAUGAUGUUACGUACUGCGAAGUCUGUCAGCAGUGCGAUCGAGAGGACCGUCUUUUGCUCUGUGAUGGCUGUGACAAAGGGUACCACUGUGAAUGCCUGGACCCCGCUCUGCAGCAUGUACCAGUAGAGGAGUGGUUCUGCCCAGAGUGUGCAGCCGCAAAUGCAACAGAGAGGUCCUCGGCAGAAUCUUUGGAGGACCGAGUAGAGAGCACGGAGGAUGAAGGGGCUCUGGCUACUGGGCAAGCCUCAGGGGUCAGAAGACGGAGGAUUCCCCGUACACGAGCUAGUGAGAGAGUGAGAACACGCAUACAAGCCAACCGCGCAGCUAUUGCUAUGAUGCUAGAUUCCGAGGAUGAUGUUCCGAGGAGUUCAAAUACAGAGGCAAAGAAAGUUGCCAAAUCUCGUAAAUCACCAGUAAAAAAGAAAAGGACAACAAAAAGGAAAACGAAAGGUAAACGGAAGACAAAAACAAAGAGGAAAACUACAAAACGGAAAACUACCAAAGGAAAGACCACCAGAAGGAAGACAACUAAAAGGAAGACCAAAAAACCUUCCAAACAAAAAAAGAAAAAACGGGUCGUGCGACCUAGCACUAGCUCUUACUCUCCCAGAAGUGCCGCUUUUGCCCCGUCAGUAACACCAAAGGCUAGAAUAGCUGGCCGACUGGGCCUUUCCAAACCCCCUGUGGGUCGUACUAUCCCUCUGCAGAAAAUGACACAAGAGAAGAGCAUGGAGGGGCAGCGAGCAGCAGUGGGUAUCUCCUCUCUGUCUAUCUUGGGCUGUAAGGAUGAACUGCUCUCGUUCCAGGACGGAGACGAAGCUGGUCAUGGAGAGCCACAGCCUGGCCCCUCAAGGUACUCUAAGUCAGCGCUUCAGUCUCACCGUCCUGUACAAAAACCACCUCGACUGGGAUGCAAUAAAGAGCCGUCCAUGCCUGCUGUGGUUGCACCGUCCACUUCCUGUGGACCGAUAGACAUUCUGGGUUCAAUCAUGCAGGAGCAGAAGCUACUCAAUCUGACCAGCAAAGAUAUCACAAUCAACAGGGAUGGAAGUCUGACAGCAAACAAACCACUACAUGAAGACAAAGGGAGAAGCAGCAAAAAUGAAGAAGCACCCAGUAAAGAGGACAUCCCUAAGAAAGGAGGAACAACCAGCAUGGAGGGGAGCUCUAGCAAAGCAGAAACCAUCAGCAUGGAGGACACCCCUAGCGAGGCAGAAAACCUCAGGAACAGGGAGAAUUCUAGGACAGAGGAUACUGAGAUGGAGUCUGAAGGGAGGAAGGAGGAGAGUGCUGUGGAUACGGACGCAGAUUUGAAUAAAUCCCCAUAUACAGACAGCGAGGUGGACCCACGGGAAGCUGUGCUGGUCGCCGAAGUGGGCUUAGCCAGAGAAUUUGAUUCCCCUGGGGGAGUCUCACCUUGCCGUGACAGGAACAAGUCCCCACCCCCAGGCUGGGUGUUCCAGGAUAAACCUGUGUCCCCCACUGUACAUGAAACUAUGGAUGAACCCCAUUUCUCAGCCCAGCACUCUGACAAUAGUGGGGGAAGAACACCUGCUACUCCAGUCACGCCCUCCUCAGAGGGCUUUUGUUCACCAGAGAUUGGGAAAGAAAACCAAACUGUACAAGAGAAUAGUGAGCUGGAGAAGGGGGAAGAGGACAGUUUGAAAGCUGGUGGAGGUGUGGAGGAGGGUGAAGACCAGGCUGUGGAUGGUGAGCAAAGUGAGCAGGGUGAGCAGGAACUUGCAGAGGAUGCCUCAGGUGAACAGGCUGUGUCCUCUGCUCACUAUGACCAUGUGCUUUCUGUGGACAGUGAUGACAGUUCAAGAGAAGACUCGCGACCAAGAGUGCCCAUAUCCGAACUCCCUAGGAUACCCAAGAAGAAAAAGCUGCCAAAUCCGAUUGAGGUGAUCACUAUAGAGGAUGAAGACGAAGAAGAGGCUGGGGAGGAGGAGGGAAGGAGUGUGUUACAGAGGCUGGAGUUCCCAGAGUCCAAGAGUCACUGGGAGAAGAAAGAGUCGAGAGGAAGAAGUGAAGAUGGGAAGAGAUUGGAAGGUGACCGGCGGGACAAGAAAUUGUCAAGUCGCUUAAGUCGACAGAGAGACUUGUCCGAUGACGAUGACGAUUCUCGGAGGCGAUCUGGUGCAUCUGAUAAAAGACGCGUUGUUCUGAUGGACAAAGGAGGCUUGAUUGUGACUCAUGGGGACGCCUCACACAGCAACAAACGCUACUCACGCGACCGGUCGCUAAGUCGGUCCCGGGAACAUGGUCGGAACAGAUCCCGCAGUCGUUCCCAUGAUCGGCGAAGGUCACGUGACAAGUGGAGGUCCAAAGAAGACACACAGAGGUCAGGGUCUAAAGAUCGCAGCAGACGUAAGCGACGACACGAGCGAAAUGUGAGAAGUAGGUCAGGGUCAAGGUCAGACCACGAGAGGCACGAAAGGUCGCAGCGCCACAAGCGGAAGAGGCGGGACAGGAGUCAUGGAAACUCUGACAAAGGACUGGAGGAAGAAACAGAGGACUACGAACACUCUUCUUCUGGGAGACGGAAACGCAGCCCCAAGAACAGUAAACUUGACUCUAAGAGUUACUCAAGAGACAAAGCAGACUCCAGCCACAAAGUUGGGGAUAAAUCUAAAGACAGAAGUAGUUCAAAGGAAGGUAGAAGUGAUUCCUGGAAGGAAAGACAUGAUUCAUCCUUAGAAAAAGUAGACUUAAGGGAAAAGCUCGAAUCUCGCAGUAAAAGUGACUUAAGGGAGAAACUAGACAGCCCAUUCAAAGGAGAUUUACGUGAAAAGUUAACACCAAAGGUGAAGGAUAAAAUUGAUUUGAAGGUGAAUUCAGGAUUCAAGGAAGUGUUUCAUGUGACAGACUGGGCAGAUGAAGACAAAGAUAGGCCUAGUGAGACUUCUGUUAGUAUCAAGCAAUCUGUGAGCAAAUCCUCAGACAGGGUAGACAUUAAAAAAGUGAGUGAGGACAGGACUGCUGGUGACUCUAAAUCUGCUAAAGAUGAAGGCAUCUGGCCGAGUGAAUUGGAAAAUAAGGCAGCGGACUUAGAUGAUAGCAAGAGUGCAAAAAUUAGUUUACCGUUCACCAAAGACAAUCCUCAGGAGUCAACAGAAAAAAGUGCUAAGGGUGAUUUCAGUGAAAAUGCAAUUUUUCCAAGCUCUGAAUCACAGCUUUGUAGCAACUCAGAUAAGGGUGUGUUUCCCAAAGAAAUUCCCUUUCGUUCAGCUCCUUUACUUCCGACUCCUGCAUCCUACCUGAAAAAUAGUCAGUCCAUGGAGGUGAAUCACACCCAGCUGGACACCAUGUAUGAUCCCUCUGUGCCGACGGACACAGCCAGCCCACCAGUGUUGGACCAGAAGAAUAUCGAGGAAGUGCCUGCGGACAUGCCCAUGGGCAUCCACCAGAGGUCAGACUUUGUCAUGGGCAACAGGUUACAGAGCCCAGGUGGUGGCAGUACUGGUUUGCUAGGAGACGGCAGUUUUUUUCUGCCUAGAGAACCAGGCAUGAUUAGCGUUCUGCCACCGCAAGGCCUUGGGCAAAUUCCGAUGAGCCUGGGUAUGUUGCCUCCCGGAUUUCCCCCAGGCCUACACAGUGUACCUCCCACUCCUCACCUUGUUGUGAAUCCCCUCCUCCUCAACAGACCCCCUCCCUUUGCAAGACUGCCUCAAGUGCCUGGUGGAAUGCCUCGAUUUGGCUGGCCCAAUGUGGACCCCCAAGGGGUCAUCCAAGUGCAAAACCGUUUUGAAAGAAAUCCAUUGAAAGAGCAGGGCAUGGUGCCUCGCUUUCCCGGUCCAUUUCCCCCAGGUCCGUCACCGAUCCCGUCCCGUCCCAAUCCUGUGAAUGGUGGCUUUGAGGGGCUUCCUGCAGAAGGCAUGGGAGGCCCUCGUCACUUUGCCCCUAUGUUUCCAGUGCGUGAAGACCCGAGACAUGCUGUGGUGCAGAACCCACUACAGCCCCAGUCUGCUGAUGGGCCAGAGCAACAUAAAGUGGAAUCCAGUCCUCGUACCAGCCAUGCUCAGACAGCAUCCACCCAGGCAGGCCAGGUGAAUCCCCUGAAUGAAAUAAGCAAGCUGUUAAACCUGCAGGCUCAGCUGGUUGGUCUGACUCGACGAGGAGAUGGGGCAGGUAAUAGAUUAGGGAAGGCAGGUGGCAAAACUGGUGGUGAAGGCGCUAAAGGAAUAUUCAAAGUGCCUCUCCCCCCAACAGCCACUCUGUCUGGGUCUGCGUCUCGGUCUGGCCCAGGGGGAAAGGGUUUGACCUCUGGGCAGAGUGAGACAAUGGAGGUGGUAGAUAUGGACAUGUCUCCCCUGGAUGAUGAUGACAAUAUUGUUGUGUCCCCGGACUAUGAAAAAGAUAAAAAAGAGGACAUGACUGAUAAAAUCAGCAGUGUGGUGUUUCUGAAUAAAACGGACGACCUUCCGUCAUCAGCGGUGGAGUUGACCAAUAAGCAGAAGGCUGGCACGUAUAUGAAAAAGCUUCACUUACAAGAACGGGUGGUGGAGGAGGUCAAACUUGCCAUCAAACCAUUUUAUGCUAGCAAAAAGAUCUCAAAGGAGGAGUAUAAGGAUAUACUGAGGAAGUCCGUUCCAAAGAUCUGUCACAGUAAAAGUGGAGACAUCAACCCAGCUAAAAUUAAGUCAUUAAUUGAGGCAUAUGUAGAAAAAGCUGUGUAUGCCAAGAAAAAGACUUCAAAAUCGAAUGGCGAGCGAUCGCGUUCCAAGAUAUCCAGGUGAUGGCCUGUGGACUUCUAGUGCUAAUUAUGUAGUCAAAUUUGAAGUACCCAAUAGGAGCAAGUAGUGCCAUGUACAGUACUGAACCUGUUCCAACCAUCCAGCCCACACAAUCAUGUACAUUAAAAUAUCUGGGCAGUGGACGGUGGUGGGUGUCCCUCACCCCUGACUAAGGAUAUAAGGAUAUGCAGUACUUUCUUUCAUGAGCUUCACUGUUCAACGAAAUAAAUGUUUUCUGUAUAUACACUUUAUGCAGGUCAUCUGUGACUUAUUGGAUAUAUAUUUUGUUUUGUUUUUUCCCCCCACAGGGUUGCCAUGCUCAUGAAACAACCAGUGAUAUGGCACAUGAAAUGAAAAAUAAAUAACCAACACAGUUUGUAAUGAAUCGUUUCAGAAAAAUGACAUUAAUUGUACUUUUUUUUUUUUUUUUUUGUCAUGCAAAGUCAUGAAGUCAUUUUUUUUUUUGUUUAGGAUGAAACACCAUUUAUUUAUCAUGUGCUGUAUUGGUAUGAGAACAGUACUACAUGAGUAAUGGUAUUUUUGAAGAAGGCUGAAUCCUGCGUGAGCAAACUGGGGUGAAGCGCUGUUUUUCUCGUAGACAUUUAUUUAGUUUGGUCAAAAAAAAAAAUCCAUCAAUAAACAUUAAUUUUUUUUGAAAUCUCACUAAAGUGGUUUAAACUUUGGGGAUUUUUAUAGAAUUUUUCUUAAGUGUGGCAUCCCAGCUGGUUGAGUAUUUAUAAAUGGUGCAAUAAUAGAAAUGAUGCAAGAAGAUGACACCUUGAAGUCCUGUUUAGAAGUUGUUACAUCUUGUUAGUAGAUUAUUUCAUUAACUUACCUGUUACUUAACAUGUCAGUGGUAUACUUCAUAAACAGCCAUGAAACAUUACAUUGAGAAAGUGGAGUACUGCUCAGAAUCUAGUCGUGGCCGAGUGAUUAAGGUGCUUGCCUUUCAGUCGAUAAGACCCGAGAGUUGUAGGUUCAAACCUAGCCUUAGACAGGGAAUUAGUAGAUUCUCCUACUGUUGCUGUUCAUGGUGCCUUAGUGACAGUAAGCUGUCAUUGAUGCUCCUGUAGCCAUUUGCACAGUGUUAACGUUUCUAAAAGACCUCUUGUCUUUCAAUGUGUGCGAGUCGUAGGUGGGUGGGUGCUUUAGUCAGAGACUUGUCCAUGGUUGGUGGUAUAUCCCUGGCACUCCUGUUUUCUCCACCCUUAAAACUUAAUUGCCAUCAUAUACCCUAAUUCCUCAACCUUUUCUUAUAUGAAAGAGAAACUUUCAGUGCGAUUUUAUGCACCUUUUUAAUUGGGUUGUCCAAUUUCAGUGCUUCACAAAAAGUAGGAAUUUGUCAGCCUAGAAUGCCUUUAAUAAUGCCCUUAGGAUAUGCUUGAAUUAACAUUUUGCAAACAUGCGAAAAGGUUGAAGAAUUACAGUAAGUGAAGAAUUCUUGAGUAUGAUGUUAAACAAAAUUCAAAUAAUCUGGCAACAUUCUGUAGGCCAGUUGAAAUGCACUCCUACAGACUGUACAUGGCCACACUUACUCUGAAUAAGUGUGCUCUAAAUCCUCUAGUCCAAGGGACAUACGUACGACAUCAAGUAAGCCUGCUACUUAUGCCAGUUCAUCGUGCCAAAUUUAUAGUAGACAAACAGAUCAAUAUCAGCAAUAUAUUGCGAGAUUUCCUGUACCAUAACUCAAGAGGAACUACACUUUGACGCUGGGGAUUUCUUAAAUGUCAGUUUUAAAUGUGGUUAAUUUAAUUCAACCUCCAGGUGAUUUUUACAGAAUUUUCCUCCCGAGGUUUGUAUCUCAGCCUCAAUGAGCAGUUCCUUCUGAAGGUUAAGUCUUCAAUCCAGUUGCAGCCUUUAAUCCAGCUAGUCUCUAAUCCAGCUGCAGUCUUUACUCCAACUCUGGCU
This is a messenger RNA of Liolophura sinensis, 7559 nucleotides long. RefSeq lists its product as uncharacterized. NCBI's taxonomy places the organism in Eukaryota, Metazoa, Mollusca, Polyplacophora, Chitonida, Chitonidae. The record is from RefSeq and is a predicted model, not a curated record. The coding region runs from base 219 to 5654 and encodes 1811 amino acids. The transcript is spliced from 14 exons.